UUUUUGUCCAGUCCCAUCCUACCAAGCAAACAUGUAGUUAGUAUAAUAGGCCAUCACUCAUCUUCAUCUCCAACCCAAGGCUUCUUUUCCAAGAAACCCUAGCCAAUAUUGACAGGAGACGUUCGCACUGUAAUCAGGGAGCGGUCAUAUGAUUGAUCGUUGAUUUCAACGGUGACAGGCUCUUAUACUUCUCCGGUUUAGUUUUUUCAUCAAUAUUGGAACGAAAAUGCCGCUGACCAGGAGUAACAAACGGAAAUUGAUGUUGGAGGAAAACAAUGAUAAAGCUCCCGAAAAGUCGAAAGUGCCCAACAAUGAGCUGAGUCAAAAGCCGAAGGAGGGAACUGCCCCAUUGAGAAGCCUUGAAAAUCCCUGGCGAGGGCGGAUGGCUCGUUAUUAUUCGAGGAGAAGCCAGCUUAUAACCCCCGAGGAAGGGGGCCAAGUGAUGAAAUAUUUAACUGGAAAGGAGAUAGCAGAGUCUGCAUUAUGCGAAUACAACAACAAACACGGAACCGACUUGGAGUUUGUGAGGGUUUUGGACGGCAAGGAAACGCUUAUCAUUGGCCCCGGUUGUCGUCUUGACUUUGCCGACGGUCGUCGUGUUUGGAGACAUUUGAAUAUUGAGGCCAAGCGAUGCAGUGCGGGUCCUGGUGAUGAAAAACCGCUUCUUUUAUUUGUUGAAUCAAUUAGAACUAGAGGAAGAUAUCAUCUGUCUACACUGUCACUUAUUGCGCCUACAGAUAAGUGCAGUGUGGCCAGUGAUCCUAAGUUAUUGUCUGAAGAUGAUGCUGUCAAAUUGUCACAAUUUGCAUUGAAGGACUACAAUGAGGAACAUGGAACAAACUUGAAGUUUGAAAGGGCUUUCGGAUGCAACAGUUUUACUUGUGCUGGUCGUUUAAUGGACUUCACCGAGAAGAGUACACGUUGGGUGCAUGUGAACUUUGAAGCAAUGGUGGGUGAGAGUUGCAUGGAAAGAAUACGCCUUAUGUUUGCCGAGCUCUAUUUAGGGAAUGAUGACAAAUAUGUGCUUGCUACAUUGUUACCCGCGGAGCCUAAAGAACAUCGGGAGAAGACAAAUGGAUGUUGGCGAGAUGGUUACCCAGAGAGUGAAUGCGCCAUUUGCCCGGACGAGAUCCGUCAUCCGUGGCGUGCUUAUCGUUAUGGUUUCAAUUAUCCGCUCCAAACGGUGCCGCGGCCUGUGCCCAGUAGGAAAUCAUUAAGUGAGGAAAACCAGGAUAAAACUUCUGAAAAGUCGAAAUUGCCCUAUAAUGAGUUGAGUCAAAAGCCAAACGAGGGAACAGCCCUAUUGGGAAACCUUAAAAAGCCCCUGCUACGGCGGAUACCUCGUUAUUCUUCGAAAGGAAGCCAGCCUGUAACCCCUGAGGAAGUGGGCCAAGUGAGGCAAUGUUUAACUGGAAAGGGGAUAGCAGAGUUUGCAUUAUGCAAAUACAACAACAGACAUGGAACCGACUUGGAGCUUGUGAGGGUUUUGGAUGGCAAGGAAAGGUUCAUGGCUGGUGGCCCUGGUUGUCUUCUUGACUUUGCCAAUGGUCGCGCUAUUUGGAGACAUUUGAAUAUUGAGGCCAGGCGGCGCAGUGUGGAUCCAGAUGAUGAAAACUCACUUCUUUUGUUUGUUGAAUCAAUUAUAACUUCAAAAACACAUGAUAUUCCAACACUGUUGCUUGUUGCGCCUACAGAUAAGUGUAAUGCCACUAUACGACUUUGUGUUGCUGAGUCACCUUUUUUAUUCGUAUCUGUUAUUGUGGCCAGUGAUCCUAAGCUAUUGUCGGAAAAUGAUGCUGUCAAAUUGUCACAAUUUGCAUUGAAGGACUACAAUGAGAAACAUGGAACAAAGUUGAAGUUUGAAAGGGCUUUCGGAUGCAACAGUUUUACUUGUGCUGGUCGUUUAAUGGACUUUACUGAGAAGAGUACACGUUGGGUGCAUGUGAACUUUGAGGCAAUGGUGGGUGAGGGUAGCAGGGAAAGAAUACGCCUUAUGUUUGCGGAGCUCUAUUUAGGGAAUGAUGACCAAUACGUGCUUGCUACAUUGUUACCUGCGGAGCCUAAAGAACAUCGGGAGAAGACGAAUGGAUGUUGGCGAGAUGGUUACCCAGAGAGUGAAUGCGCCAUUUGCCCGGACGAGAUCCGUCAUCCGUGGCGUGCUUAUCGUUAUGGUUUCAAUUAUCCGCCCCGAAAGGUGCCGUGGCCUGUGCCGUCCCGUAGUGUAAUGCAUUUAUAAUGGCUGCUCUCGUUAUUUUGUAGCUUUUGUGUGUAAGUGGUGUUUAUGCCUCAACAAACUUGGAAAACUUUCGUUUGAGAGCUUUAUUCCCUAUAAAUAUGGAAGUUGGACGAGAUAUUGUAAACUAGCUUCACUAUUUUGCUUUUCUCAGUAGUGUGUUUUAAAUUUGUUAUGCACUCAGUGUCAUAGUGCAUUAGGAGUGUCGUG
This is a messenger RNA of Striga asiatica, 2443 nucleotides long. NCBI's taxonomy places the organism in Eukaryota, Viridiplantae, Streptophyta, Magnoliopsida, Lamiales, Orobanchaceae. The record is from the annotation of a GenBank genome assembly.